Molecule: messenger RNA, 1012 nt
Organism: Merops nubicus (carmine bee-eater)
Lineage: Eukaryota; Metazoa; Chordata; Aves; Coraciiformes; Meropidae
Gene: TOR1A
Product: torsin family 1, member A (torsin A)
Exons: 4
Biological process (GO): protein localization to nucleus; nuclear membrane organization
Cellular component (GO): endoplasmic reticulum lumen; nuclear envelope
Molecular function (GO): ATP hydrolysis activity; ATP binding; kinesin binding
Source: RefSeq, a predicted model, not a curated record
GAGAAUUUGGAGAAGAAGCUGUUCGGGCAGCACCUGGUGAACAAGGUGGUUGUAAAGGCCGUGAAGGGCUUCUUGAACAACACCAACGCCAAAAAGCCUCUUGCCCUUUCCUUGCACGGGUGGACGGGAACAGGCAAAAACUUUGUCAGUAAGAUAGUCGCCGAAAGCCUUUAUAAAAGAGGUCUGCACAGUAAAUAUGUGCAUCAGUUCGUGGCAACUUUACACUUCCCUCAUGCUCACAGCAUCAAUCUCUACAAGGACCAGCUGCAGUCGUGGAUUCGGGGAAAUGUGAGUAUCUGCCCCAGAUCCCUCUUCAUCUUUGAUGAGAUGGAUAAAAUGCACGCAGGACUCAUUGACUCCAUAAAGCCAUUCCUGGACUACUACGAGUUUCUGGAUGGGGUGUCUUACCGCCAGGCCAUCUUCAUAUUCCUCAGCAAUGCAGGCGCUGAGAAGAUAACAGAGGUGGCACUGGAUUUCUGGAGAAACGGGAGGACCAGGGAGGAUAUACAGCUCACAGAUAUCCAAAAUGCACUCUCUGUGUCUGUCUUCAAUAACAAAAACAGUGGAUUUUGGCACAGCACCUUGAUUGAUAGAAAUCUCAUUGACUACUUUGUUCCCUUCCUGCCUCUGGAAUACAAACAUGUGAAAAUGUGUGUGAGGGUUGAGAUGGAGUCACGGGGCUGUGCUGUGGAUGAAGACAUUUUAAGCAGAGUAGCUGAUGAGAUGACCUAUUUCCCCAGAGAGGAGAGAAUUUAUUCAGAUAAAGGAUGUAAAACUGUGGAUUCAAAGCUGGAUUAUUACUAUGACUUCUAACACCUCGUUGCUACAACCUGCAAAGAAGCAAAUUUAAUUUAAUCACAAAGUGGAGAACCCAGGACAUUUCAUUUUAAGCACUUUUUAAAGAAAGGAAUAUUUUUUACCUGGUGUGUCAAUAAGCAGCAGUGCCUCUGUAUUUUUAUUCUGUCACUAGUCACAGCUCCCAGGUACCUCAGCCUUGUGCUGUCAAGGUAAG